CCCGUAUCAACACAGGGGCUAAAGUUCAUUCCGAAUCCCCUGAGCUAAUACUGGCAGAUACAACUUUGCAUUAAAAACGGACUACUAACCUCAAUUGUUUGCACAGCUGAGUUGUUGCAUUGGAUUUUUCGCCAAUUUCUGCAGGAGUUCGUUUCAUGCGACGCUAAACAUGUUUUCUUCCAUUAAAAUUGCUAAUAAAACUCGAGUAGUCUUCGGUGGAUCUCAAGUUUUUAAAACGUGUGCUUCUCAGAGAGUCGUGCAAUGGGGAACCGUUGACGGGAAUCAGACCAGUGUGUCUUGUACACGGCGAAUGUCCGGGAAAGGUUUCAAUGUCCCACCGAGCGCGGAGUUUGUGGCGAGAGUAAGCGGAAUCGCGACUAUGUUCAAACUGCCGUUUCAGAAAACAGCGGACGGACUGGACGCGGCGUUUGUCGGUGUUCCUAUCGACACCGGAACAUCCAACCGACCCGGUGCAAGGUUUGGUCCGAGGCACAUCAGGGCAGAAUCUGCUAUGAUAAGGGCAUACAGUGGCUGGACAAGAGCGGCCCCGUACGAAUCAAUAAGAGUGGCAGAUAUCGGUGACAUCAACGUCAACCUUUUUGACCUGAAGGACACAUGCAAAAAAAUACGUGAGGCUUACCGUGAAAUUGUGGCCACGGGCUGCAUCCCACUAACACUGGGAGGUGAUCAUACAAUUGCAUACCCGAUUCUUCAAGCAGUUGCUGAGAGACAUGGUCCAGUGGGCCUAAUACACGUGGAUGCCCAUGCAGACACUAGUGACAUGAUUCUGGGUGAGAAGAUUGGCCACGGGACCCCUUUCAGGCGCUGUGUGGAUGAGGGGCUCCUGGACUGCAAGAGGGUCGUCCAGAUCGGGCUUAGAGGGUCGGGUUAUACUCCAGAUAAUUAUGAGUGGAGCCGAGCACAGGGUUUCCGUGUAGUCGAGGCUGUGGAGUGCUGGCACAAAUCUCUUGUCCCUCUCAUGGAGGAGGUUCGCUCACAGAUGGGAAAUGGACCUGUCUAUCUCAGCUUUGACAUAGACAGUCUGGACCCUGCAUUCGCUCCUGGGACAGGAACGCCCGAGAUCGCGGGUCUCACACCCAUUCAGGGUCUGGAAAUCAUCCGAGGUUGUCGAGGUCUUAAUCUUGUCGGUUGUGAUUUAGUUGAGGUUUCUCCACCUUAUGACACCACAGGAAACACUGCUUUGACUGGUGCCAACCUCCUUUUUGAGAUGAUGUGUGUCCUUCCGAAAGUCAAAUACUAUUGAUUGCUUUAUUUUUCUAAGAUGAAAUGUCCCAGGUAAUUGCACAGUGACAUGAUUUAUGUACAAAAUCAGUAUUAAUAUUAUUUUCACUAACAGAAACCUUUAUUUGGAGUAGCAAAACAGUGUCAUACCGUCACAAUUUAUGAUAACAACCCUUCAUAUUUAUGAAUUGUGGGGGAAAUUAAAUAAAACAUUUUUUUUUUCACAAAAUUAUGGAAAUAAAACUUUUCAUAUUUAUUUGAUAUAGUUUUCAAUCCAUUUUUAAUGUAUUAAUAAAUAAAAUUGAUUAUAUAAUAACAUGAUAGAGUAUUAAUAUUUUACACCACAUACAUGAAAUAUAUUUAGUCAUACAGAGUUAAUAAGCCAUGAAAAUUUGGCAUGAUAUAAUGCUGACUAUCUUAAAUUUAAGAUAUUUACUAGCGCAUCGCAAAACAUAUAUAAUAAAAUGCUAAUAUAGAACAUUGGCACAAAUACCGCAUUAUUAAUUAUGAAGUAUAAUGAAUGUUCAUUGAACACCAUAUGAAUAAAGUAAUAUUAUUCAUCACUCAGAAUGCGUCAGUAAUGGAAGACUUCAUACAGGAGUGGAUUGAACUCACCCACACCUUUCUGUGCAUAUGUGAUGCUAAUCAAAAAUACAUUAACCACUAAAUCCUGCUAACAAAUUGAAACAUCCCAACAUAAAGGAGACAAACAGCCUUUCACAGCAAACAUAAAAUGCAUAGUACAAAAUAUGUAUUAUUAUUUCUUCUCUACAUAUUGUUGAGAAUAUGUUUUGCAUGCCACAGCACAUCUUUAAAGAACGCAACUGGAAACUCUACAGAACUCUGGCACUAUUAGUCAAUCUUAAGGCUUCACCUGCUCAUUUGUUAGCUGCACUAUAUAGCUGUAUCUGACUUGUAAAGGUCAAUAAAGAGCUUUACUUACACUAUCCAUCUGGUUAGAACAUCUCAAAUCUUUCUUAUAUUUUUAGAGACACAAACCCAUAUGAUAUCUUUACAUACACAUUUAAUAUAAUCAUGUAACUAUUUACAACUUGUGACUGAAACACGGUUCAUAUUUUACAGGUAUUGCUGUAAAGUCAUGCCAGUUUGUGUUAAAAGUUUCAAAAUAAAAGACUAAAAUCUUUAAAAGCCAUAUUGUAGUCACAAUUGUUUACAACGAAAUAAUGUUAAAAUUAUCAAAAAUGUUUAAAAUGGCACUGUUUUUAAAGAGAAAUUAUAAAUUAAAGUAGCCCAAGUAUUUUAUUUUAUUUUAUUUUUAUUUGGCCUAAAAUUACUUUUUGGUAAGGAAUUGCAAGUGAAACGUUUUAUAACAAAAAACAAACAAAUGUGUAACACUUCAAGGUUAGCAUUAGUUAAUGCAAUUAGUUAAUGCAUUAGGCUAACAUAUUUUUUAUCAAUUUUCAAAUGAUAAAAAUGUUAGUAUAUGUGCUGUAGAAAUGUACUUUAUCCAUGUAUCCAUCCAAUAAAUGCUGUAAAAGUA
Messenger RNA from Ctenopharyngodon idella (grass carp), 2743 nucleotides. RefSeq names its product agmatine ureohydrolase (agmatinase) (gene agmat). The record is from RefSeq and is a predicted model, not a curated record. Lineage: Eukaryota; Metazoa; Chordata; Actinopteri; Cypriniformes; Xenocyprididae. The transcript has 7 exons. Gene Ontology annotation, molecular function: agmatinase activity; metal ion binding. The coding region runs from base 170 to 1264 and encodes 364 amino acids.